CCUGAGAUAUUUCCAACCAAACAUUUUUUGUCUUUUCCUUAUAACUACUCCGAAGUCGAAAUCUUUUGAUCAAGUUCUUGAAACAAGUUUUGGUCAACAGAUACGAGCUGAGAACUGUGCCGCCCGCAAUCUUCCGAAUUCGUGUCUAACUAUACGGAGCGUCAAACGUCGGACGUAAAAUGUUCAAAUAUCUAUGAUCAAUUCAACACUUAAAUGCGUUCGUCCAAAGUUCCAGUACACUUUAGUGAAUUAUUAUUAAAUCAUUCAACGAAAUCGUCAUAUUAUAAACAAACAAAAAAGACAACACAAAUAAUAAAUAGUAUAAUUAUUAUUCUAGUUUUAACACUAGCUAUACACGUUUCAUCGCUACAAAAGUUUAUCCGGGCCGUAACUUGAGCCUGUCAGUUUGAAAAAAUAUUCAAAGCGUAGCAGAUACUUAUACCUAUCCGUGUGCGGACAGUAUAGGUACUUAUACCUUCAUUUCCCGCCAAUUUUUUUAAGUGAAAUUUUAAAAACAAACACAAACAAAAAAAAAAGUAAAAAUUAAUUAUACGCAAUUUAUAUAGAAUAACUUCUCGGAAAAAAAAUAAUACCUGCAGCUAUAGGAGGUCAAGUAAUUGAUGAAUAAUAACUUGGUCCGCACCAUUACCUGCAAGCUUGACCUUCUGGCUCUCGCAGUGCAUUAAUCGAUGUUCACAACGAGAAAAAAAAAUCAUCCAUAAAAUACUACUUGUCUCUUAGUGAUGUGAAGCGGUCUUGGUGAAGCUACGGAAAUAUGAAAAAAUGUUUCUGGUUGCAAAAUAAUUAAAUCAGUUUUUAAGUUUAUCUUAAUAAUUUUUGACGUGUUUUCUUCGGUUUCGGCGUGGGUAGCUAUUUUCGGGAUAAUAAUGUUGUCGUUGAAUAUGCACAAUUCGUCGCUUGAAUUCCUGGGCCAUAACCUUCCAUCCUACAUGGACGACUAUACGGGCUUGAUAUCACAAGGUGUAGUGAUGCCUGUUAAUGAAUCUUCUAUGGUUUCACCUUCGACUUCUUAUUCUUCGGCCGUGUACGAUCCACUGCUGAUGCAAAUUUCGAAUGACACAUACCCCUUUCAGCUGGAGCACGCUCCACAGCUCACCAAGUCGUCGGUUAUCAAAGUGAUUGUGCUGUCGAUAAUGGGCAUAAUUUCGUUGUUUGGCAAUGUUGCAACAAUGUGGAAUAUAUAUAAGACCCGCAUGAGCCGGAGGGCAUCGCGUCAAAGUUGGAGUGCAAUUUAUUUGCUCAUAUUUCAUUUGUCUAUUGCCGAUGUCCUGGUAACGGGAUUUUGUAUUAUUGGCGAGGCUGCUUGGAGUUAUACUGUUCAAUGGUUGGCAGAUGAUUUUACCUGCAAAAUGGUGAAACUUUUUCAAAUGUUUAGCUUGUAUUUGUCGACGUAUGUGCUGGUGCUGAUUGGAGUUGACCGCUGGAUUGCUGUGAAAUAUCCAAUGAAAUCAUUGAAUAUGGCUAAAAGGUGCUACAGGCUAUUAGGCGGAACAUAUGUGCUGUCAAUAUUUCUCAGUUUGCCACAGUUCUUCAUUUUCCGAGUGGCAAGAGGACCUUUCAUUGAAGAAUUCUAUCAAUGUGUUACUCAUGGUUUCUACACAGCUGAAUGGCAGGAACAGUUUUACAACACAUUUACAUUAUUUUUUACCUUUAUUAUUCCAUUGUGUAUACUGUUUGUGACGUAUCUAUCUACAUUCAGGACGAUUUCAGAUAGUGAAAAAAUGUUCCAAGGAUCCAAAUUAGCUGUAUAUACAAAUAAACCAACAGUUCAAACAAAUCGACAACGAUUAAUACAAAAGGCUAAAAUGAAGUCGCUACGCAUUUCGGUUGUGAUAAUUGCUGCAUUUUUAAUUUGCUGGACACCCUACAAUGUGAUGAUGAUAAUAUUUACCUUUCUCAAUCCUGAUAAAAGGCUGGGAGAAGACCUUCAAUCUGGAAUCUUCUUCUUUGGCAUGUCCAAUAGUCUUGUGAAUCCCCUCAUUUAUGGUGCAUUUCACCUGUGUCCCCUCAAGAGAAAAAAGAGUAGAUACAAUCAUCAUAGUCUAACUAGAGGAGACUCCCAGAGAUCCCCGUCAAUGAUGACCAACGUAACGCAAGUCGAUAGCAAUGGUCGACAAACAAGAACUUUCCGACAGGCAAGUUAUUACAGAACGAACAGCAGCUGCAGCACCAAAGAGCAAAUUAAUCUCCUCAAUGCCCAACCAGUUCGCAAUAAUCAUUUACCAAGAAUUGUAUCCACUCGGCUGAAGGCAUCUCCUAAUGGCUCAGCGAUUCCCAUUGUCCUCAAUGGACCAAAUGGUGUUUCGACAUUUCCCAAUUCCAAAGACAAUGUAUCUAGUGUGUAGUAUGAAUUUUGUUGGCGUCACGAUUGCUGGUGUAGAUACUAGAUACAUCAGCUAAGGGAUGCAUUUCAAAAUGAAUGAAUAAUAAAAAAAAAAUAAAAUAAAAGAAUUCCAAACAACGAGGUUUAACCAAAACAACAAACAACAACUGUGCCAAGCAGCUGAUCGAUAUGAAGCAAAAACGAAUAAAUAAAUAAAUAUGUAAAUUUAUAUAUACAUAUACUCCAUGUAAAAAAUGUAAAUAAUAUAAGAUACAUAAAUAUAUAUAUUUUUAAUAAGACAUA
Molecule: messenger RNA, 2647 nt
Organism: Episyrphus balteatus (marmalade hoverfly)
Lineage: Eukaryota; Metazoa; Arthropoda; Insecta; Diptera; Syrphidae
Product: gonadotropin-releasing hormone receptor
Exons: 6
Coding region: 888-2366 (492 amino acids)
Biological process (GO): neuropeptide signaling pathway
Cellular component (GO): membrane
Molecular function (GO): corazonin receptor activity
Source: RefSeq, a predicted model, not a curated record